UAAGAAAUUGAAUAGAUGACCCAAGAGUCUCGAAUCUUACGUCAGUCAUCUGGGGCUGGGCUGAGCUUCGGAAGCAAGUGGCAGUCUACAUACGCCUGUACUAGGAAAAUUGUUGAUUUCCCUUUCCUAGGGGCGUUUGAAAACCUUGUUGCUGUGACUUGUGACCAAACGAGUGGUUCUAACAGUAUACGAGGCGCGGAGGAAGGAAGAGUGACAAGGAGAAGAGGAAGUGCAUUGGUGAUGAGUUUUGAUUGAAAACAGGUCAAUAGAGCAGAAACAUGUGUGCACAAAGACUGUGGCCGACUGUCCAGGCCCUUGGCCGAGGCUUGGUGAGCAGCCGGUCCGAGAUCAUCCAGCAGGGUGUGAAGGCUUACAAUGCUCAGAACUUCAACCCAAACCAUCUCAGCCAGGGGCACUCCAUCUCCAGCCAUGAUCGCUUCCCACUUUCGCAAAGGAUCAUCCACACCUCCAGAGGAUCCUUUAACAAGGUGGUGGCUCGUUCUUUUCAUUCUGGGACCGUCCUCUUAGUGAAGGAGUUCAACGAUACUGAAAAUGAACAUGCACAUGCUGUGUUGCGCUCCUUGCCUGCCUACCAUGCAACAACAGUGGCCAAGGAGGAGACUUCAGGUUCUACCUUCUACCACCAAUAUACCUUCCCUCCCUUGGAUUCUGAGUGGGCAAGGUGCAGUGCUGAUGAGGUAGCUAACAGGUUCAUUGCCACAUCCCAGGAGUGCAGGUAUAGACCCAUGGACCUGGAGGACAGAAAACAUUCAGAGUUGUGUUCUGCAUUGGUCAGAAAUUUGAGACAGUUAAGUGAUAAUCAGCUGCUUCAGGUUCUCUCGGCAUUAUCACUGUGGCCCCCAACCAAUGCCACUACAACACCAAACUUUGUGGCAUUGUGGAAUGCUCUUGAUCAAGCAUGUACAGAGAGAAUAAACAGGUGGGACAUGACUCGCAUGUUCCUGGUAGCUGAUCAUUGGUAUGCUCUGCGAUUGUCACGAAUUUCCAUGUAUAAUAUUCAAAUGACCAAACUAUUGGGCAGAAAAGUAUCAACUAUGGGACCCACUCAGCUUGUCCAGUAUUUGUUCUAUGCAAAUCUCAGCAGAAAACUGGAACCAUUUAUCAUUAAGAAGGACAUAGAGAAGCGUAUCUCAGAGGUACUCACUCAAAUAUCUAUUGAGGAGCUUGGUGUUAUAGCAAUGGGUUUCUUCAAAACACAGACAUUCCUAAAAAAUGAGAGGCUUGUUCAGGGAAUUGUCAAAAAGACACAGGAAAACCUAGAUUGUGUUUCUGAUGCAUCACUGUGUGCCAUCCUCAAGUUGUUACGGAAAAGCAUUCCUGUAACACAGUGGAAAUUGCUGCACAGCCUCUUGGAUUCUCUUGUUCCACAGCUUGACCGCCUGAACCACAUGUGUCUCCUUCAGGUGGCUCUUCUGGGCAAUGACUUACUUGUGUACCAUCCUCAAGCCAUUGACAUAAUUGCUUCAAAAUUUGCUAGUGAUAUUAGUAGUAUAAGGCUGAAAGACAUUGAAAGAAUAACUUUUGCUCUUAUGCUGUACAACUGUGUGCCACCAAGUCGACCUGAUAUAUUCUCCUUGAUUGCUGAAGAAUUAAGGAAACCUGAAAGGACUAUGGAAAUCAAUCAUUACCCUAAAUGCUUUGUAUCCUGUGUAGUGUAUCUCACAACACUUGGGUUCUUCCCUCAAGACUUGAUAUCUGCAGCUCUUCAGCCAUCCAUGCUAAACCUUUUAAGCAUGAGCCGUCACUACUCAGACAUGGGGAGGGAGGUGAGUGAGCUAGAAUGGGCUAUGGUGAUUGAGGGUCCUCCCAACUAUCAAGGCUACCGACUCAAUCCUGAUCUGAGGCAACAACUUACCAGGGAAUACUUGGGAAACCUGCCCGUGGGAUCCAUCAAAGGGAUGACUCACCAGGAGAAGUUGUUGAUAGAAGUGAAGGAAAAGUUGGCAGCUAUGUUGGGAGGACAUGAAUUCCUUACCAUUACACAUGUUUUGCCUCAUGUCCAAACACCUGAUUUGGUAUUUUGUACUGAUGCUGAAGGGCAGCCAGUGGUGCUGCCUCAGGAGUACAGGGACCUUGCUGCCACUGACCUGAAGCGACCCUUGGGACGGCCGGGAGAGAUCCAGUGGAAUACUGUCGUUGUUGCAGGACGGAACUCCUUCAUUCGCAACACAGAAGAGUUGAGAGGAAAUGUUCACAUGAGGAAGAGACAACUUAGCACUCUAGGCUACUAUGUGUCUGUGAUACCAUACAUGGAAUACAACCGCAAAAGUUUGCGUGCCAAGCUUAGUUGUCUUGAUCGUUCCCUGAAGGAAGGCUCAUCUCUCUGCUUGGAUGGCCGCGUAGAAUCUGCCUGGGUCAACCUCAAAGCCAGUAUGGAGAAGCAGGAGGAGAUGAUUGGCUGACAUUGUUGUGAAGAAGCAGGUUAAUUGAAGGUUCAUAAAGAAGUGCCUAUAAGAAUGAAAUGUUGAGAUAUAAAAUUGGUCCACUUGUAACCUUGCAAUCAGACAUGAGGUAGCAUACUUGUUGUUAUCAGCAUAUGGGUUUCUAUAGAGUUGGUAACUAUCAUUUAAGUGCUAAGUAAGGUGUUGUAAUUGUAAGAUAAUUUAGAGAUAAUCUUUAAUGUAGAAAGUUUAAGAUAAAAUAAUAUCAGAGGGACUUUUAAUAAAUCCCAUAGUCCAUUUAAUACAUCUAAGACUGGAGAGAAAACUAUGACUGGCUUUUCUUUCCACCAAGCAACUGAUGGGUGCUUUUCAUUUUCAAUGAUAUUAUAUAAUUACUGGGAAUUGCUUGAAAGGUUUUGCAAUUACAAAUUCAGUUAGCAUUUGCUUUUGGGGCUCUGCAAGUAUCAUAGCAAUGAUGUGUGUAAAUAUUAAAUUUGGAACUCUCUCUCUCUCUCUCUCUCUCUCUCUCUCUCUCUCUCUCUCUCUCUCUCUCUCUCUCUCUCUCUCUCUCUCUCUCUCUCUCUCUCUCUCUCUCUCAUGGUUCUUAUUUACUUGUAUUUUAUCAUAGAAUAACAUUGACCAAUGUAAUUUCUUGUCUUUCAUAUCAGAUGCACAAUAGUAUGAUCAGUUAGUCUUAGUUACUUCCAGUUCUUCAUAGAAACUUUACUCUCUAUAACUCAGUGCUGUUAUCAGCUCUCAAUUCGUCCAUGUCAUCAUCAUCAUCAUCAUCAUGCAUGAGUUCAUUGUAGUGUACUGAGUGUACUGUGUCAUCUUGGUGGUGUUAUCAGAUUGGAGGGUCACAACUCAUCUUCUGUACCUGUUCAUUGCUGGAAAAACAGGACCUGCAGCAUCAAAAAAAAAAAAAAAAAAAAAAAUCUCUACAUCCAGUCAGGAAUUCAAAUCCAUUACAUCUUGGGUAUAAGUUGAGGAUGCUAACCCCCUCCUACUGACUGCUUGUUGAUAAAUGAGGACAGUGAUAAUUGAUCGGUUAAGAAACUCAUCUCUUAUCUCAUGCAUUUCCUUAUUAGGAAAAGGAUGUUAACAUCUGCUCAGCAAAGAAAAAAUAAAUAAAAAAAAGGUACUGAACAAGAUGCAUGUUUUUCAAUUCUGCAUUGUUCAUCUUUGUUCUAUAUUUUUGCACAAGACCAAAUCUUCAAGGAGGUUAAUUUUUUAAGGCUCAUUAUUUUAUCAUUUUAUGUAAGAAAUCAAAGGCUAUUUUUACAUGCAUGAUAAAUUUAAUGUUAUCUAUGCACCAUUCUUUUUAGCCUAAGUGAUAUCCAAAUUGCUGUCACUAUUAUUCAUUAAAAUUGCAUUCAAGUUGUGGAACUCCAAUCUUGAUCUCAGACAUGUCCCCUGUGAUCCCUCGCUCUAUAGUGCAGGUCAGCCACAAUAGUAAACUUCCCAUCUUUGCCUUGUCAUGCUCCGUCCUUGCUCCCUACAGCAAUUUUUUCCCUCUUUAUGCUUUUGUCAUUAUAUUGUCUCCUGUAGAGAAUAGCUGUUGGAAGUGAGGUGCUCUCAUCCCUUUUUAAGAGACAAGACGAGGUAUCUUCAUACAUGAUUUCACAAGUAUUCCUUCACAUUUUUGUUAUUAAUAUCUCACACAGCAGGUAGGUCCAGGAUAGUGAAAAAUACAAUAGUUAAUCAAAGUAAGUCUGACAUUGCUUGCGGUGCAAGAAAGAAAAUGGAUGGAUAAAAAUAUCCUGUACUUCAGACCUGUGUAAAGCAUUCUUUCUUUCUGUCCCUUUCCUGUACUAUUCUAUCAUUCAUCAUUUAACUUGUGGAACCCAAACCUGAUAAGGAAAAGAUGGGAUUGUAAGGUAACUCCUACAGCUUAAACUAGUCACUGUUUCCCUCCACACUGGUUGUAAAUUUACUGAAUAGGCAUGAAUAUAUUUCAGGAAAUUAAACUAUAUUUUCACUAUAUUCAACAUCCUGCUGAUCUUAUGAGAGUUGCAGGAAACAGGUGUUUCUCCCACAUUAAGCAGCUGAAGUUAAAACAUCACAUCAAGCUGCUCUAUGAUGGGUGCACUCAAUCAACUUUUGUCACACGCAACAGUUUUUUUUAAAGAAACAUGCUACAAUAUGGAGCAUUGUGUGCAGGCAAUAGGUAACUGCCAAAGAUGACCAUGUGUUCAAUUUCAAUACAAGUUGUGGCAAUGAUGUUUGUGUGUCAGCCAUACCUUUCCUGCAGAACUGUAUAUAGGUACUCAGAAAUCAUAAAUAUAUUUGCACAUAAAAAAAAAAUCUUUAAAAGUUUUUAUUAAUGAAAGUUUUCUUUUGUCUUUAAUUUCACCAUCUUGAAUAUUUGUUCCUAGAGCUUUGUUUUCAGCUUCUGGAAAAAAGGAAGAAGUCACAGGAUACUAAAUUUCAAGAGUAUUAGGGAUUAAGUACAAUUGCAAAGUUGUUAGUGGCCAAAAACUGAUGAGUCUUGAGGGCAGUGUGUGCGGGCACAUUGCUGUGGUGGAGCAGGCCAGGAGCCUAAACUUUCUUGCAGCCCAUCACAUACAUGUUCACACACUUUCACACUUACAAUAUUGAACUAUACAAUGAACAGAUAACAGAUUAUCUUGGUAAAUGCUGGAAUGGAGUAGUAUUCUUUGACUACCUUAAUAGGUAAUAGUGGGGGUAAUUUCUUUCUUGUCAUACCUACCUAAUUAUAUUUUGCUUAUUGUAUUUUGGAGUACAUGUAUUUGCUCUAUAAAUUAUUGGCGUGAUUUCAGGUUAAGGCUUGAAAAAGAGAGUCCACUUUGUCUUGCUUUGUUUGUAUCUGCUAAUUUUCUCAUGGCCACAAAAAAAGAAAGGGAGAAAAUUGCAUCCAGGAGUAGACGAAAGUAUCAAGCUAGAGGCAAAAAAAAAAAAAAAAAAAAAAAUCUAAAGAUAAACCAUAAGAGCAGUGAAGGGACAUUAGAAUAUUUAAAGGCACUGGAUUAUUUAUUAUUUUCAUAGAGUUAUGUAAUCAAGAUUAAAUUUCUUGAUUUAAUUCAUGUUUUGCUUCAUAUUCAGCCAGUUAGUGGAAUGGGAGAAGGUAUUGAUAUUUGUGCCAUGAUUUAGCCAGGAGCUAAACAUUAUUGUACAAUAGUAUUACAGGAGUUUUUUUUUUUUUUCCUGUAAGUUUUCAUUUGCUAUUUUGAUUUCCUAAGUAUCUAUGAAAUCUGCAUCAUGUGUUUUAGUUAAGAGUGGGAUUGGUGCUGUCCCAGGCUUGCUGUUCUGCUCGGAAUACUGUGCUGAGAAAUGGUCUUCCUUUAGGCAUAGACAAGUAUACAUGAUAAGUAGUGCAAUUUGUGGUUAGUACUUACUGCAUCAGUACAAUAUGUCUCAUAAAGAUUUUGAGAUUUGAAAACAGAAUUCAUUUUGAUUCUAAAGAACAUAAGAAAACACUACCAUCAGCAUAGUUAAUUUGAAGUAUAUUAGUUCUCAUUUCAAGUAAUAUAAAUCCUUCUUACAAUCAGAAGUAUUAUUAUCAUUGAAAGAACAUAUGUAAUUUAGAUGAGCAGAGUUUAUUAUCUUGCAUCUUUCAUCAACACAAAUUUAAGAAAGCUAUUUCAAAAAGUGUUCUGUUCCCCCUGCGUCUUAUGAGUAUAUGUGCUCAAAUUGAAAGAAUUUGUUUUUAUCAUAAAUAGUAGCAUAAUCAUGUUAUAUAAAUCAGUGGUACAUUUAUGUGUAGUCAUUAUUUUUGGCAUCUACUCACAGCUUUAGUAUUUGUAAUAUUGAACAAUAAUGAGGUUACCUAUUUUCCCCAACAUUACAUGUCCUUAGUAAUACAACUUGUUAUUGCAUAAAAGUUUUGCACAAAGCAUUGACUUAAGCAAGGCAUAACAAGACCAUCUCAUUACAUGUAUGCAUAUAAAAAUGCUUUUCUGCUUUACUGAAAAGCAAUCACUGGCCUCUCUUUUUUUUUGAAGUUGAUAAAACAGGAUGUAACACAAGUUUCUGUAGACAUUCUACAGGUGAAAAUAAAGGUUAAUCUAAGUUGAAAAUGUUCUGUGCACAUGAGCAAUUUGAGGCAUUGUUUAGCCAUGGUAUGAAAUUCAAGUGUGGCCUGGCAGCAGACUGGGCUGGUAUCUAUGGUUGGAUGUGUAGACCUGGAUGUCCAUUGGUGAAAUUUGAAUUAUUCAGUCAUGAUUUCUACAAGUUUUGGAGGUUUACAACAUCCCAUUAUGAGAUGAGUGAUAUGGACAGGUGGUUUACUGAUAAGCAUUACACAAUGAUAGUAUGGAUGUAAUAAACUAUCAUGCCUGCCUAUGCAGGGAGUGGGAAGGAGCAAGGUUAGCAGUAAAUCAGCUGAUUGCUAGUCAGUCACAUGCAGUUCCUGCCAAGAUAGUGACAAUAAAUAAGAACAUAAGAACAUAAGAAAUAAGGGAAGCUGCAAGAAGCGAGCAGGCUUACAUGUGGCAGUCCCUGUAUGAAACACACCUACCUAUUUCCAUCUGCUAUCCCCAUCCAUAAACUUGUCUAAUCUUCUCUUAAAGCUCUCUAGUGUCCUAGCACUAACUACAUGAUUACUGAGUCCGUUCCACUCAUCUACCACUCUAUUUAAGAACCAAUUUUUUCCUAUCUCCUUCCUAAACCUAAAUUUUUCAAGCUUGAACCCGUUAUUCCUUGUUCUACCCUGGUUGCUGAUCCUAAGAAUUUUGCUUACAUCCCCCUUGUUAUAACCCUUAUACCACUUAAAGACUUCUAUCAGGUCCCCUCUUAACCUACGUCUCUCUAAAGAAUGUAAAUUUAACAGCUUCAACCUCGCCUCGUAAGGAAUACUCAUCAUCCCCUGUAUCCUUUUAGUCAUUCUCCUCUGUACUGAUUCUAAUAGACCUAUAUCUUUCCUGUAAUGUGGGGACCAAAACUGCACCGCGUAGUCUAGAUGAGGUCUGACCAGCGCCAAGUAUAACUUCAAUAUUACUCCCGGCCUUCUACUUUUAACACUCCUAAAAAUGAAUCCUAGUACCCUAUUUGCCUUGUUUCUGCCUUCUAUGCAUUGUUUCCCUAGACGGAGUUCAGAGCUAACUAUAACUCCUAAAUCUUUCUCGUACCCUGUACCUACCAGAGUUUGGUUGUCUAAUGUGUACCUAUUGUGUGGGUUUCCUCUACCUACGCUAAGCACUUUGCAUUUAUUGAUAUUAAAUUGCAUUUGCCAUCUAUCCGUCCAUUCAUUCAUUCUAUCUAAGUCUGCCUGCAAGGCGAUGGCAUCCGAUUCUGACCUAAUUAAUCUACCUAUCUUUGUGUCAUCCGCAAAUUUACUAACAUCACUACUAAUUCCACUAUCCAAGUCAUUGAUAUACAUUAGAAAUAACAAUGGCCCUAAUACUGAUCCCUGUGGCACCCCACUAAUUACAUGACCCCACUCGGAUUUCGAGCCGUUUAUUACCACUCUGUCGCCUGUUACCAAGCCAUGAUCCUAUCCAGCCUAACACCUUCCCAUCUAUCCCGUGUGCCCUAACCUUUCUCAGGAGCCUUUGAUGGGGUACCUUGUCAAAUGCUUUACUAAAGUCCAGAUAUAAGAUAUCAUAACUAUCACCAUUAUCUACUGCCUCGUACACCUUACUGUAAAAACUUAAGUUUGUCAGGCAAGACUUCCCCUUCGUGAAGCCAUGCUGUGACUGAUUUAUCAACUUAUGUUUGUCUAAAUGUUCCCUAAUGUUCCUCGCUAUUAUUGACUAACAUUUUACCUACAACUGAAGUUAAGCUGACAGGUCUAUAAUUAGAUGCUAAAGUUUUAUCUCCUUUCUUAAAGAUGGGCACUACAUUAGCCUGCCUCCACAUUACUAGUACCUCACUCAACUCCAGUGAUUUCCUAAAGACAGAAACUAACGGCUCACUAAUAAUCUCUUUGCAUUCCUUAAGUACUCUGGGAUAUAUUUCAUCAAGUCCUGGUGACUUGAACUUUUUUAGCCUAUCUAUCUCCUGUUCCACUAUCUCCCUAGUUAUGGAAAUAUCUGUCAGCUUCUCAUUCUCAUCUGCUCUAAACACCUGUUCACUAUCUGGCAUAUCCUGCAUGUUUUCCUGGGUGAAGACAGUUAAAAAAUAAUCAUUCAGAAGUUUACUAAUUUCCUCCCCAGAACUAACCAGCUCCCCAUCUGCUGCCUUUAAUGGACCUACAGUAUCCUUAUUCUUCGUCCUGUAUACCUGAUAAAAUCCCUUUGGGUUUGUCUUCGCCUGGCUGGCUACCUUUGAUUCAUAAUUGUCCUUAGCUUUCCUCGUUAACUUCCUGACUGUUCUAACUAAUUCAUUAUAUUGUGUCCUUAAAACUUCUUCACCUGCCCUUAAUCUCCUAUAUGUACUUCUCUUAAUGCUUUAACCUAGCAGUCAUCCAUUUAGGGUAAUUUUUUUGUGAUCUUAUUGUUCUAUACGGGAUAUUUGCUAACUGACCUGUAUGAACUUUACGAAAUAUUUAUACAAUUCAUCUACAUUUACUUCACCUAGUCCCCUCAUCUCGUCCCCUACCAUCCUCUCCACUCCCUCAUCUACUCGCCUUGACCUCACCUCUCUCAUUUCAGCAUGACCUGACAUUCCAAAUGCAUUCAGAUUGUAUUGCAUAACUUAAGUAAUGUGGAGUGUGUGGAUAUGGUCAUAGUUAUCCACUUGGCCUGGCUCUUGUAUCUGUUGCCAGGCCAUACUUGAAUUUCACACCAUGGAGUAAACAACACCUCAAAAUGUAUAUGUGCAUAGAACAUUUUUGACUAAGAAUAACCUCUGGCAAUAUCCCCAGAAACUUGUGUUACACCCUGUAUUUCUUUUUAGAUACUCAUUUUAAGUUUAUAACAUAAUUUUUGUUUACACCUGAAUCUUUCUCUCAAGAAAUAAAAUUUCACAUCCUCACAGAUUGUAAAAAGAAACAAUUUCUUAUUGACAGUAAAUAAUGUUUAAGCCAGUUAUGUAAAAGGGCAGGUUAAAAGACUUAUUCUGCUCAUUGAAAAUUAAUAUUUAGUGCAAUUUAGUAUUGGUUGCCCAUCACUGCUGCCAGAUUUGUGAUUGCUGGAUUACAGAGAGGUUAGAUUAGAAUACACUUAACCCAACAGGUAACCACCUCAUCCUAUCUUUAUAAUACCCCGUAAAUCAGUACUAGUUCAUUAACAUGUGGGGCUGAACUAAUAUAACUUUUCUGUCAGUACUGAUACUGAUACUUAAUUUCUGGCUGAUACUCAUAGUAUUGGUACAGCCAAUACAGUUAGCUAAGAAAUAAUAAUUUUUCUUUGCAUUUCUUUGUCAUAAACUUUUGAAGAGCCAGUGCUGUAUAAUGCACACAAGCUUCACACAAACGCACCACUGUUGAAUUUUUCAGAUAACCUUAUCAGGUUAUCCGAUAAUUAUUUUUCUUGCAUUAUUGAUUCAUUGGUACUGCUGAUGCAUUUGGUUCCAAACUAGUGAUAAUUGAUAACUUUAGUUUUUUAGAACAUGAUCAUGUUAAAGUUUUAAACUUUCAAAAUCAAAUGUAGUUGUUCUACUUAAAACAUACCUUUCAUUAGUGAAGAGACAGGAUAAACAUUGAAUUUGAAAUUCUUUCUAAGAUUUUUCUAAGUUUGCUAAAGUAAAUAAAAAGAUAUUUGAAUUUAUCGACUUUUUAUUUAAAAUAUCAAUAUCAAUUCUAGUAUUGGAAUUUUGGAUUUAUUGAUUUAUUGGUUAUUGAGUGAUAAAUUUAUCACGAGUUACUGAUCAUUGGUUAUUGCAGGUAAGGUUAUCGUUAUCGAUUUAUCAGUUAUCAUGAUAAAUUUUUUCGUUAUCGCACCUAGCUAUGAUAAUGUUGUGCUUGCAUUUAGUACAACAAGAAGCAUUUUCUUUAUUCAUUGGAGCCAUGGCUGGAGUUAAAAUUGAGCACGUUUAAUAAUAAAUGGAGAAAAACAAAUUGGAAUGGCUUUCCUGUGUUUGAAAGUGAUGCCAGCUGUUUAUGCAGCAAGUAGCUUUUUGUGAUCUGUUUCACUUCAUAAUUCUUCCUAGGUAAUUUACUCCUUGCUUGUGUUUUUCUUGUACUGCCUCUAUUGUACUACUUCCUCAUUCCUUUUUUCCCAACUCUGUGUUAAAAACUCUUAAUACAUUUUAUUAUCUUUGCAAUAAACAGUAGUGCAGCAAGUUGAUGCAGCUACAUGGAAAAUAUUAAAUUUUGCUAGCCGAAAUUAGUACUGUAUUAGUGAUGGAACCAGAUUAGCGAUUGCUGGAUUAGUAUUAGCUGUAUUGUGUUCUUUAAGCAUAAUGAUUAUUGAUAUUAAUGCAAUUAUGACAUUUUUCAUGGAUAUCAUGCAACCUAGUUUGUUUUAUACUCACUUAGUGCAUACACAUAUAUAUUUAAAACAUCUUUGGUUUGUAAGGUUAUCACAUUAAAUAACCCAAGCAGC
This is a messenger RNA of Scylla paramamosain (green mud crab), 10786 nucleotides long. Its product is annotated as FAST kinase domain-containing protein 5, mitochondrial-like. The record is from RefSeq and is a predicted model, not a curated record. The transcript is spliced from 6 exons. Lineage: Eukaryota; Metazoa; Arthropoda; Malacostraca; Decapoda; Portunidae. The coding region runs from base 279 to 2423 and encodes 714 amino acids.